Molecule: messenger RNA, 1062 nt
Organism: Centruroides sculpturatus (bark scorpion)
Lineage: Eukaryota; Metazoa; Arthropoda; Arachnida; Scorpiones; Buthidae
Product: multidrug resistance-associated protein 4-like
Exons: 7
Biological process (GO): transmembrane transport
Cellular component (GO): membrane
Molecular function (GO): ATP binding; ABC-type transporter activity
Source: RefSeq, a predicted model, not a curated record
AUUUUUCCAUUAAUAAACAAAGGAAGAAAGCGAAUUUUGAAUGAAGAAGAUUUAUAUGAAGCUUCUAAAUAUCAUACUUCGGAGUAUCUUGGGAACCAACUUGAGAAAGAGUGGAACAAGGAACUCCAGAAGAAGAAAUCAAGUAUACUGAAAGCUGUAUUAAGAUUUGUUGGAUGGAAAUGUUUGAUAAUAUUUUUAAUGUUACUCAUUCAGGAAACAGUGUUAGUUGCAGGCCAAGCAUACUUCUUGGGAUUAACAAUACAUUAUUUGGACAGCACACAGGAAUUCAGUCCAUACAAUAUUUAUGUAGCACUUGCAGGAUUUUUUGUCAUAACUGCGAUUUAUGUGUUUACAUAUUCCACAAGUUACUUUAUGACAGAAUUAUAUGGAAUAAAAUUGAAAGUAGCUUUUUGCAGUGUUAUAUAUAAGAAAGCAAUUAAGUUAAGUUCCUCUUCUCUAGAGAAAUCUAAUAUAGGACAAAUGGUGAAUCUUCUAGCAACUGACGUCAGCAAAUUUCAUAAUAGAAUUUUCAGCAUUCCAUAUUUAUUUACAAAUCCUUUCUUCAUCAUUGUAACAAUAGCGAUGUUGUGGAAAUAUUAUGGAUGGACUAUUUUAAUAGGAUUCUUGGCCGUAUUUCUUUUCAUUCCAAUACAAAUUGCUUUGAGUAAACUAUAUUCAAAACUAAGAUUACAAGCAGCUAUAUUGGGCGACGAAAGAUUAAAUCUGUUGAACGAGAUGAUUGCUGAUAUGAGAUUACUUAAGAUGUACACCUGGGAAUUGCCGUAUGCUGCAUUAAUAGAGAAAAUCAGAAAGAAAGAAAUGAAAAAAGUUCGAAUGUUUUUAUGUGCAAGGGAAUUAUUACAAAUAUUGGGAUAUCCUAUAUCGAAAUUAUUUAUUUCGAUCACAUGCCUUGCAUUCUUUCUAAAUGGAGGAAAAUUAAAUGCCCAAAUUGUAUUUGUCACUAUGGCUUUUUUCUUUUACAUCUUCCACAAAACGUUUACGCUAUGUUCUAUAGCAGUGAAUUUAGUGGCAGAAAUUUUUGUUUCAUUAAAAAGAUUUCAG